GGCUAAAUCAAAUAAAUUUAAUACAAGAUCUACUACGUAGCAUUAGGGUGUUGUCGGCCCAGGUCUAAGAAAAUAGAGAAGAGAGAACGGAAUACGGCUCCUGCUCUGGCGCUCUGCACUGCAGGACUGCAAGGUCUCAAGGAGUUCAAGCGAGUGAGCGACAAGGAUCAAAGCCUCGAUCGCCGCCAACGCGCCACGCCUCCAGGAGUCCAGGUUCCACGCGGCUGACGCCUAUGGAUGUGAUAGAUACAACCGUCAGAGGGAAGAGAAAGAAGAAAUCGUUAAAGAAUAAGAAAAAGGAGAACUGUGAAUUAGCUGAAACGGAAAAUGUUGCUGUUCCCAAACCUAGUGAGGCAGAAGGCGGACUUCGCUUGGAGGAGGACAGCAUUGCAACUGAUAUUGGGGUAAACCAAAAGGUAAAAUCAAGCAGGGAGAGAACAAAGUGUGGACAAAAUGCUGCAGCAGACAGUAAUGCAGAUGAAGUUGAGGAAAGCCAUAAGAGAAAAGCAAAGAAGAAGAAGAGAAAAAUGGAGAAAGGAACUAAUGUAGCCAGUGAUGCAAAUGAAGUUGAUGAAAGCCAUAAGAGAAAACCAAAGAAGAAGAGAAAAAUGGCGAAAGGAACUGAUGUAGCCAGUGAUGCAAAUGAAGCUGAGGAAAUUCAGAAUGGACAAUCAAGAAAAAGAAAAAGUAAGAAGAAAACAAGGAAAAUUGGAGUUGCCAGAUCCUAUAUUGAUGCUGAAAACAAGUCUCAGCAAAAUGAUGGCAAGGCAAACAAACACAAGGACCAGCCAUCUAAGGCAGAUAGCUUUCUGGGAAAAAGUAGACAAGCUGAAGAUGUUUAUGAAUUAUCAUCUGGAGAUGAAAGUUGUAAAGGAGUGCGAAAAUGGGUUACAGAAUAUUAUCAGAGCAGACCAGGAUUGCAUGUGUUGCAAGAAAAAAUUGACGACUACAUAGUUGCUUAUGAAGCAGAGAAGGAACAGGAGAAGAAGGUAAAAGAAGCCCUUAUUGCAGAAGAUGGAUGGACAGUUGUGUCACAUCACAAGGGACGAAAGAAGACAGUAGAUUCUGAAUCUGGAGUUGCCGUAGGUUCUGUUUCCCAGGCUGCUGUAUUAGAAAGUCUGGCCAAAAAGAAACCAAGUGAGACAGGUCUGAAUUUGUACCAAUUUCAGAGGAGGGAAGCCAAGAGAAAUGAGAUAAUGGAGCUUCAGAGCAAGUUUGAGCAGGAUAAAAAGCGUGCCCAGCAAUUGAGAGUUGCAAGGAAGUUCAGACCUCUAUAAUGAAUUUUUUGAUUUUUUCUAUCUUUUGUUGGUGUUCUCAGAAUGACUAUUGGUAUAUGCCUAUAUCAGUUAACAUUUUUCAUGCUUUUUCUACUGGUGUCUGAUACAGUCUAAAAGCACUUUCUAAAUGCUUGCUUGCUCUCCCACACGCCGCCACCAUUCAGAAAGAGGCCAUCAACAAUGUUCUAUUCUCUGCUAACAAAGUGCCUUUUAAGUUUAUAUGUAUCUAAUUUAAACACAAUAAAAAAUGAGUUUAUAUUGCAUUGUUUCUUCUGCA
Messenger RNA from Cuscuta europaea, 1554 nucleotides. Lineage: Eukaryota; Viridiplantae; Streptophyta; Magnoliopsida; Solanales; Convolvulaceae. The record is from the annotation of a GenBank genome assembly.